UCUGUGUUGCACUACUGUCCAGGCCAGGGAGGGAGAGAGGAGAGAGAGAGGAGAGAGAGGGGAGGGAGAGAGGAGAGAGAGCAGUGGACUGACGGUCUCUCAGCAUAAGCAAAUUGCUAAUAACUUAUACUCUAUGCUGGGAGGGUGAGGGGAAGCUAUACCAGAGAGAGAGCGAGACAGAGAGAGAGAGAGAGCACAUCAGAGCGGAAAGAAAAAAACUGCCUAAUGUCAAUUGGACCGGAAAAGUCGGCCCCCAGUUCAUCUUUGCCUCAGCACUGACUGAUUUGGGGAUGCAUUCUGAAUUCACCACGUUCUCGUGGUCUCAGUCGUGUGUAACCAUAACCUUAAAUUGCCACACUUGCCGGUAGCCUGUUUCAGACUGCAGCUUAGCUCACUAUGCGCAUCAGCGCGGACUAAAUCACCCUCAAAGCUGCCGUAUGCUCCGACAGAUCAGAACCACGGACAGCGACUAGCACAGCGACUCUACGGACUGAAAGAGGAGAGUUACUGUGGACUUGUACAGAACUCAUCACAGGAACAACUCUCUCUGAGGUCUGUCUGAUCAGAAGUGCGUUGGACUCCAUUCUCUCCUCCUCAGUAGAUUCUCUUUAGAAGCCCCACAGUGAAGACACAGUGAUACCUUUGGACAAUUGAAGCAAGCGCACACAUUUGCCUCAGGAAAUGUUCUGCUGCUGUUGUCCUCUGCCAGUCCAUGUUGCUUCCGUGAGUACUCGGCCACAACAAAGUCUACAACUGAAGAUAUGUGGUUUUGUCAUUUUCCUAUGGAGCAAUAAAGCCCAGCUGCUAUGUUCACUUUAUUACUGAGGGGAUUCCCAGGUUAUGGAGUUGUGUUGUGAGACCGUGAUGUCAGCAGUAGAACAGCAGACUCAAUGGAACUGCGCUGAGAGAGGGAAUGCACCAGUCUGUAUGGCUUAAACAAACCAUAAUAUAUCAAUGCAAUUCUCCCAACCUGAAUUUGUCCCAUUUCCCUCUCGGUCCUAGGAGUGUUGUCUUUUUCAAACCAAUCAAUGGAGGACAUGUUGCGUUAGUCUAAGGAGUGGGAGUGCAUUCUUUUCAAUAAUGUAAAAAAAUCUGAAUGUAUCUCUUAAUCUAGUAGGGAUUGAUAUGGUACACUUGACUUUUGCCCCUAAAAUAACUUUGAGAACAAACUGUAAAGUAGGACUACAAGUGAAGUCGGACUACAACUUUUGUUUUGGAGGACUACAACAGGAAGUUCAGUAGAACUAUAACCCCCAUUACCCACCAUGGUGUUGCCACAGCCAGACAAGCGCCAUGUGUGCCUGACCACAAUGGUGAUCAUGACCAGCAUGGCCUUCAUGGAUGCCUACCUAGUAGAGCAGAACCAAGGGCCCAGGAAGAUUGGGGUGUGCAUAAUCGUGCUGGUGGGAGACAUCUGUUUCCUCAUCGUGCUGCGCUAUGUGGCUGUUUGGGUCGGGGCCGAGGUGAAAACUGCCAAGCGUGGCUAUGCCAUGAUCCUCUGGUUCCUCUACAUCUUCGUCCUGGAGAUCAAACUCUACUUCGUAUUCCAGAACUACAAGGCGGACAGGAAGAGCCUGGAGACGGUGGCCCGCAAGGCUCUAACCUUACUCCUCUCUGUGUGCGUCCCGGGGCUGUACCUGGUCCUUGUUGCUCUGGACAGCAUGGAGUACGUGAGAACCUUCCGGAAGAAGGAGGACAUGCGUGGGAGGCUGUUCUGGGUGGCCCUGGACCUGCUGGAUGUUCUGGACAUCCAGGCCAACCUGUGGGAGCCCCAGCGGACGGGCCUACCCAUCUGGGCAGAGGGACUGAUGUUCUUCUACUGCUACAUCCUCCUCCUUAUCCUGCCCUGUGUCUCCCUGUCUGAGAUCAGUGUCCAGGGGGAGCACGUCUCGCCCCAGAAGAUGAUGCUCUACCCCAUUCUUAGUCUUGUUACCAUAAACAUAGUGACGAUCUUGAUCCGUGGGGUCAACAUGGUGCUGUUCCAGGAUAGUAGGGUUUCCACAAUCUUCAUAGGGAAGAACGUUGUGGCCAUAGCCACAAAGGCCUGUACGUUUCUGGAGUACAGGAGGCAGGUGAAGGAGUUCCCUCCACAGGACCCUAGCAUGGCAGGUAUAGCAUUAGAGCUGCAGCAAGGGAACUCUGUGGGUCACAGCCACGGGCACAACCAGACCUUGCCCAAUGCCACCACUAGCCUCCCCGACGAACCAUCACCGACCGAGGUCAUAGACACAUGACCCUCGCCCAUGGAUAGUUACAUCCUUUUCACACUGUAAUGCUGAGUGGAUCCAUACUGUGAUGGCUUGGAUAUUUUUCUUUCACACUGUGCUUUCCAGCAACUACCAGCGCAGUACAGCUUGGCUUAACUUGGCUCAGUAGUGUGAAAAGUGUGGCAAGUGUCUGGCCCUGGGCACAGCUAGACUGGACUAGACUUCUCAGAGCUCAGCUAGACUGGACUAGACAUCUCAGAGCACAGUAUGAACCCAACAAAGACUGUUUCCGUCCAAUGGGGUGGCAGAAAGAAACACCAUGUUUCACUGAGUCCGCUCCAGCUCAGGAAAACGGCCCAGCGCCUUGCCAGCCAGCCUACCAGAUGAACUGAUGAGAUCAUUCUGAUAAAGACUGAUGUGUUUUUCUAUUCUAUUGUGAGUGUUUCUAUACUUCUCUAUGGUGGACUAGCAGACAGACAGACAGACACAUACAGGUGACCUCAGAUACAAAGCCCAGCUCAGCUGACAUGAGCUUAUAGUCCACCUGUAACCAGACCUGGGUGCAAGUACUAUUUGAAAUAACUUCAAAUACUUUAUCUGGACUUGAUUGAGCUUGCCUGGUACAAUGGAACCAAUGGAAUAGUAUCAAGACUGCAAACCACACCCAUCUGGCACUCCAGGCAGGCUGAACAAACACAAUUUUUUUUUUUUAAGAUUUCCAGUAGUACUUGAACCCAGGUCUCCUGUAAACUCCUUGUCCUUUUUGACUCACUGGUAUUUUUUGUAAUUCCAAGACAUUGUUUUUAAGUGAUGGUGUAAUGCUGUAAUUCUCUUUGUCAUUUUAAAUAUUUAUACAGUACCAGUCAAAAGUUUGGACACAUCUACUCAUUCAAGGGUUUUUCUAGAUUUUU
Molecule: messenger RNA, 3118 nt
Organism: Salmo salar (Atlantic salmon)
Lineage: Eukaryota; Metazoa; Chordata; Actinopteri; Salmoniformes; Salmonidae
Gene: tmem121aa
Product: transmembrane protein 121Aa
Source: RefSeq, a predicted model, not a curated record